Messenger RNA from Aspergillus welwitschiae, 1068 nucleotides. RefSeq lists its product as uncharacterized. Bases 1 to 1068 code for a protein of 355 amino acids. The record is from RefSeq and is a predicted model, not a curated record. The transcript has 6 exons. Lineage: Eukaryota; Fungi; Ascomycota; Eurotiomycetes; Eurotiales; Aspergillaceae.
AUGGGGCUGACGUUGACGGGCGCGUACAACACCAGACAGCUACAGAUCGUCAUCAUAAACAGCAUUCUCGUUGUACUCUCAAUUUUAGCAGUCGUUCUGAGAAUCUGGGCACGCAGGCUACAGGGUCUGAGUCUGUUCAUAGAAGACUAUCUGAGUAUUAUCGCUUUGGCCCUAGCACUUGCGGUUAAUGCACUUCUUUUCCAAAGUCUUCAUGCAGGUGUUGGGGAACAUGUCGAUACACUUUCAGCCGCUACUGUUCAGGAGUAUUCCUUGAACCUGUAUGUGAUGCAGCUCUUCUGGAAUACCUGCCUUCCGGUUAUCAAGCUCUCUAUCGUCCUCUUCUACCAGCGCAUCUUCCCCGUGCCUUCCAUGAUAUUUGCGUGUCGCUCGAUCAUGCUGUUUUUGGCUGUGUGGUACAUUGCAUUUCAAACAACUGCCAUUUUUCAAUGUAUCCCAAUACAUCACGAGUGGCAGAAGAAGACCACUAAAGGGCACUGCAUAGACUUUGUCCCUUUUGUGACCACUUUAGCUGCGACCAAUUUGUGCACCGAUGUCCUUUUGCUGGUUUUGCCCACACGAGAGAUUUGGAGGCUACAAAUACCCUGGGCUAGGAAGAUCGGUUUGUCUAUCUUUACUCUUGGGGUCAUUGUCUGUGCCAUCUCGAUUGUCCGCCUCGAAAACCUGAUUGCAAUCAGUGAUUCGGAUAUCACUUGGUCAGAUACGUAUUCCCACCUUUGGACUGCAAUCGAGAGCAGCCUCGGAGUAGUGGUAUCUUGCCUGCCCAGCCUGAUGCCAAUUGUACGCCUACUUAGGGACAGAAAAGUCCGGCACAGCGGAAAAUCCUUUAGACGCCCACGGGAUGGGUCAUCAUCCUACCCCAGUUACGUGCGACCGCCAUACGAGCUGUCAAAGCUGUCAAAUCAGGUUACCUCGGGAGCGAGCCGGACAAGACAUCGGUCAGGAAGUAGUCGCUCAGACUUAAUCCAGAAGCCUGUUGGGGAUAUUGAGAUCGUCACUGAGAUUAAUCAACAGGUAGAGUCGGCCAGUCAGUGUGGCUUCGAGACUUAG